AUGCGAGGCCACCGAGCAUCUGGUAGCACAUCACGCUUGAUGGAGGGUGACAUCCAAUCCAUCGCAUAUAUCGAUCAAAAGCAAACAACACGGAACCAGGUUCCAUUAUGGCUAUUCGUAGCAUGUUGCGUGUGCUUCUUUGUCAUAACUCUUACUCUUAGUCUUGUACUAGGUCUUGAGCGUAUCUCGCGCCCGCAGAACACGCUCGCAUCCGUUUCAUUCGACUACAACAGCUAUUAUGGAAUUUCAAAAAACUUGAACGUCGUGCACAUAGACAAACUCAUAAAUAGCACAGAGCUCAACCUGAGGACGGGGUUUGUGGCCUCAGCAGAUACCACAACCCGCGACUAUACCUUCAAUAUCACGCAAGGCAUCGCUGCCCCAGAUGGAUUCCAGAAGCCAAUGAUCCUUGUUAAUGGACAAUCGCCGGGGCCUCUGGUCGAAGCAAACGCGGGUGACAUGAUUCGAGUCCAUGUAAACAAUCAGAUGGACAACUCAAGCACGACGAUACACUGGCACGGCCUUAACCAGCAGGGCUCAGCCUGGAUGGACGGUGUGGCAGGUAUCAGUCAGUGCGGGAUACCGUCCGGCCAGAAUUUUACUUACGAGUUCGUCGUGAAGGACCAGAGAGGCACCUAUUGGUGGCACGCGCACUCGAGCGUGCAAUAUACAGAUGGCAUUUAUGGACCCAUCGUCAUCCGCGAUCCAAGCGAGAUGGUGCCGGAGACGGAUGAAGAGCGCGUAUUGUUUGUCGGUGAUCUUUACCAUACUUACGGAUCUGUGUUGCUUGGAAGCUACCUCAACUCAACCUCGACAUGGGUUCCCUUUGAGUCCGGCGUCGAGCCCCUGGCCGACAACAUCCUCAUAAAUGGCCAGCACACAUACAACUGCUCUGUCGAAUCGUCGACCUAUCCGCCGGACCCUGCCUCCCCCAUUGCGAGCAACUGCACCGGCGGACAGCUAUAUCACACGAAAGUCCACAAAGGUCAGAGGAUCCGCCUCCGCCUCAUCAACAGCUCGUCCUUUCUGAGUUACUGGUUCAGCAUCGACAACCACACCCUCUCCAUCGUCGAGCUCGAUGGCGUGGAGAUCGAGCCCAUCAGCGCCAGGGGCGUGUACCUGAACAUCGGCCAGCGCGUCUCGGCCGUCGUGACAGCGAACCAGACGGCCGGCAAUUACUACAUCCGCGCCACCAUGCCGCAGACGUGUUUCGUGCCGUAUGCGCCGUACACCUCGACGGCUCUUGAGAACGCGGGCUAUGCCGCCAGAGGGAUCCUGUCUUACGACCAUGUUGCACUGGACGCCGAGCCCGUGGGCGUCAGGGGCAACGUGUCGAAUCCCUACGGCGUCGACAACAACGGCAUCAGGGGCGACGUCUGGGAGGGCUGCGACGACAUGCCGUUCGACAUGCCGAGGCCGAUGAGGAAGCUGGACGCCGUCGACGUGGGAGACAGCAACUAUCAGUACAUCGAGUACAUGUUCCGGCAGGCGCAGGAUGUCAAUCGCAUCUUCAUAAACAAGACAGCUUACUCGGCCCUCAAGAACAACGCGACGAUCUGGAAGACACUCGACCAGCAAUUCGACCCCAGCCGGGAAGGCUCGUACCACAGCUGGGACCUCGGGCUGAAUCAGCAAGUGCUGCUGAUCCCCGACGGCGGAAAGGGGGCACAGGUCGUCAUCAACUCCUUGGAUGCCAUGGAGCACCCCUGGCAUAUGCACGGCCACACUUUCCAGAUAGUAGGUUGGGGCCCGGGUCCUUACGGGGCCUCCGCCAAUUCGACGACCUGGAACCCAUCGAAUCCGAUGCGGCGCGACACGGUCACGGUUCCGGCCCAGAGCCACGUCGUGCUGCGUUUCAUGGCCGACAAUCCUGGCGUCUGGGCGUUGCACUGCCACGUCGCCUGGCACAUGGAGGGCGGCAUGUUCGUCUCGCUCGCCGAGCGGCCCCGGGACCUGGCCGAGAUGAUAUCGGAUAUGGACCCGGAGACAAGACGGAAGGCCAUGGGUUUCUGUGGGAUGUAA
Molecule: messenger RNA, 2022 nt
Organism: Truncatella angustata
Lineage: Eukaryota; Fungi; Ascomycota; Sordariomycetes; Amphisphaeriales; Sporocadaceae
Product: Cupredoxin
Exons: 6
Coding region: 1-2022 (673 amino acids)
Molecular function (GO): copper ion binding; oxidoreductase activity
Source: RefSeq, a predicted model, not a curated record